AUGGAUGUCAUAGCAUGGGUUCCUGGUAUUCCCGGAGAUGGUCCUAAAUUUCCUGUACCAGUUAAUUUCCAACCAGGAACUCUUUGUUUAAAAUACAAAGGAAUGAAAAUCUUCAUCCCAUGUAAAUCCACUAAAAUACAAAGCGACAGCAACAUAGCUAAGGACGUCAAAGAAAAAAAAAAUAAUGUCAAUGAUAAAUUUAAAAGCAGCAAGUCACCUACUCAAAUCAGGUAUAAAUCAGCAGACUCAGAAUAUACAGUAGGAGAAGUAUGGAGUUAUUCGGAAGGACAAAAGUUUUCUGCUGUGCCCUUAAAACGUUCUGUUGGUGUCCAAUGGAAUGUUGAUGAUACCGAAGGCACGUCUAAAUUGAUUAAUCCAUUACAGACAUCGAAUAGAACAUUUGAUUAUAUUGAAAAUAAAAAGUUGACUGCGGAUACUAAGAAAAGUAAUCGAUUCAAUAAAGACAUAAAAGUUAAAAAAUUUCAAGUACCAGCGGUGGUUAAUCAUUACAACACCAUCAUGAAAAAACCUGUCAACAGUUUCGAUAACAAUGUUAACAAUGUGUCGGUAAUAUCUGAUAUAAGAAAAGAACUUGGUGGUGGGGACCGCGAAGGAUUAAACUUGAUUGAAAAAGAAAAACUUAAUUUUAAACAUGGUACUGUGAGACGUUUAAUCAAAUUAUUUGAGAAUACGAAUGCUGCUUCGGCAAAUAAAUAA
Molecule: messenger RNA, 717 nt
Organism: Sipha flava (yellow sugarcane aphid)
Lineage: Eukaryota; Metazoa; Arthropoda; Insecta; Hemiptera; Aphididae
Exons: 3
Coding region: 1-717 (238 amino acids)
Source: RefSeq, a predicted model, not a curated record